AUGUCGUUCGAACACCAGAUAGGCGCUGCUAUGCAUUCUUUGCCUGGGCUUUCCAUGGCCAUCCUUCCACCUGCCCAUCUUCUGGCCUAUUCCACACUGCUCGGGACCGAGCUGUAUCAGAGUUUCGUAAUGACCAAGGUGGCCUAUCAAGCCCUCCCUAGAUCAGCGUUCACGACUUUGCAGAAGCGCGUCUUUCCGAUAUACUUCCAAAGCCAGUCAAUCCUUCUGCUCCUCGUCGUAGCGACAUUUCCGCCUCAUGGGCCGAUUUCAAUGUUUGGAGCGAGAAGUGAUUGGAUCACUCUCGUUAUUGCUGGAGUCACUGCGGGAUUUAAUCUGAUUGUAUUGGGGCCAAGAACAAAACAAUUGAUGAUCGAAAGGGUACACCAAUCAACUCGCGAUGGCAAAGCGCAGCUCAACAGAACCAUGAGCGACGACAUGAAGGUCCUUAAUCGGGCGUUCUCUAGGGCCCAUGCGAUGAGUAUACAUUUGAACCUCCUUACGAUCGGAGCAACGCUCUGGUACGGCUGGCGAUUGGCAUGUUUUUCUGCCGGCAAGGAAUGUACUUGGGCCGAAGCGCCACGAAGGGCCAGGAAGCUGCGUGCGCCCUCCCGAAUUGCGCAGGUCGAGCAGAAGAUCGAUGGCCUCGUAGCUAAACUCGUCCAUGUGGCUGCUGACAAUGAAGUGGCAACCGACUCUGCAAGUGCAUCGCAACCGACUCCUGGAGAGACGAGAGCUGAGGCUUGGCGAAAUCGGGGAGCACUCAACGUUGCGCCGGGAAGUUGGAUGCCGACGCCAUCUUUCGAGCUCAACGCCAUGCAAUCUGAGAGAAAUACUCAGGACGCGUCAGACAGUGCUGAGGUUGAUCGGCAGUAUCUCGAGAGUAUCCGCAGCAUACACAGAUUCAGUGAUGAUCGUGAAGAUGUCCCACAGGCUCUUGACGGCUUCUUUAGGCCUUCAAAACGUCCUGAAGCUCCCAUCGAACACGACAUUGUUAAGCAAUUGCUCAUAUCAGGUGAAGCUGAUGUGCUGCUAAAUGACUUUCGAAACAUGUCGGCAACGUUCCCUUUCGUGAUGCUACCGCCGCAGAUCACAAGUAAGCAGUUGCAUGAGAGCAGGCCUAUGCUCUUGCUGGCGGUCCUUCUGGUGUCGUCGUGGAAAGACCACACACGCCAGAUGCAGCUUGAUAGCAUAUUUCGUAUGGAAUUUGCUAACCGAACCAUCAUCCAACCGCGAAGGACGUUGGGUCUAGUCCAAAGUGUAUUAGUCUACCUGUCAUGGUAUCACUUUGUUUUCAGCCACAAAACACAGCAGAUCUUCUUUUUGCACAAUGUCGUAAUAGGACUGGCUCUCGACAUUGGUCUGCACCAAGACUUCCAACCUAUAGGUUCUCCAAUGCCGCAGCGACCCAAAGCUCCACCACCACCACCUAGGGAGCAACGCGAGAGACACCGUGCUUUUCUGGGUUGUUAUUACCUCUCUUCCAUGGUUGCUGCAGGUUUACAGAAGCCAAAUUUGCUAAAACAUACCCCCGUUAUGACAGAGUGGGCGCAGAGCUUGAAGCAGGAUCGAGAGUACGAAACCGACGAGACCAUUAGCCUCCUAAUUUCCUUACGGCAAAUCGAUGACCAAGUGCAAGAUGCGCUAUUCACAGCUGAUGCUUUGCAACUGCCCCUGUCCGACGGGCGAGCGUUGAUGCAUGUACGAUUCAUAGACGUACAACUCGAUUCGUGGAAGAGAGAGUGUAGCUGCGUCGCAUCACAAAGACUGCUCGAACUUUCUUUCUCGUAUACCAAGAUGCAACUACACAGCGUAGCCCUCCGCCCGUCACCUUCGGAGUUACCCGCGUCGGUACGUUCAUCGCAGAUCAAUAGUUUGCUCUCAGCUCUAGAGGCCGGCAAAAUGUUCCUGGAUACACUUCUUUCAUUUCCAGCUCAGGAGUAUCACUUGAUAUCGUUUUCGGAAUGGAUGCGUUUACCAGCGGUGAUCAUGACCGUCUCGAAACUAUGCAUACCGACUGAAAACCAUGUGGCCAUUGGCUGGGAUACCCAAGCCGCCCAGGAAAGGGUUCGCCUGGAUCUUUGCCUCGAGUCACUAUGCUAUCGGAUGCAGACUCUAUCAACAUUCGACAAGAUAAAGCGGCCACACCCUGACUUCUGGUACGCUAUGCGUAUGAUCAAUGAUCUGACAAAAAAUUGGUACAUCCGCAAGAUCCGACCCGAGAGGCCUAGCCAGACACCGCCAGUACCUACACCCAGCGGCUCAAUCGAGCAAAGUGCAAGCGAAAGCUUAUGUCCUAUCACCGGCGCACCAAGAAUGCAUUCAACCCACCAUGCGGGCGAUCAAUACAACAACUUACCGGGCACCCACUACAUGGAAGAUUUCAACAUUGAUAUGCCAGCCGAGAACGAGGCUAACAGUGACCCAUUUGCGCUCAUGAGGAGUGCUGAUUUCGACAUGGGGCAGUUCCUCGACAUGGCUGGAGGUAUCUGGGGUGAUGAAAGCUACAACAACUAUAAUGGCAUGGCUUUCGGAGGUGGUGCAUCAUUCUGA
This is a messenger RNA of Alternaria atra, 2550 nucleotides long. RefSeq lists its product as uncharacterized. The record is from RefSeq and is a predicted model, not a curated record. Gene Ontology annotation, biological process: regulation of DNA-templated transcription; DNA-templated transcription. The transcript has 6 exons. The coding region runs from base 1 to 2550 and encodes 849 amino acids. Lineage: Eukaryota; Fungi; Ascomycota; Dothideomycetes; Pleosporales; Pleosporaceae. Gene Ontology annotation, cellular component: nucleus. Gene Ontology annotation, molecular function: DNA-binding transcription factor activity, RNA polymerase II-specific; transcription cis-regulatory region binding; zinc ion binding.